UGCCAUCCACUGUUUUUAGAUAAAAGUUUUACAUUUUUAAUAAUCAGUUAGUUAGUUAGUACAUGUUUAAAUAAAUUUAAUAUUGCAUCUAUAAUAUAAUAAAUGUACCUCUAGUUAAGGUCGAUGGGGUAUGACUGGGUUUGUCGGAUUGUGAUUCAUCAGUAAACAUCAUAGUUUCAUCUGGUGGUGCUUGAGAAUUGACUCGACGUCUUGAAGAGGAUGUGGGUUCUCUAUUGUCAAUUCUUGUACGUCGUCUUGUUGGCGUACUUAAACCAAUCUCACUAUUGAUUGCUUCAGUUGUCUCCCCUAAAAAUCUAUUUUUAAUUUGACUUAGUUAUUAUGUGGUAUAUUCCAUUUUUGUUAUAUAUCAUUAGUUUUAGUACAUGAUUGACCAACCUGUUCAUGUUGUAGGUUGGUGUACUCUUUCCACCUUAAUUAAUCUUGAGGGUAUAUGUGCAUUUGUCCAACUGAUUGGUAGGUGUUUUGGUCUUGACUUUAUCGUUGUAUUGUGGCUCAGGCUAAGAUUUGUGGCUCUGUUUUCUUUUGUAUGAGAAUUAAGCGUGGUAAUAGUUUAUUGUGUCUUGCUUGAUCUUUUCUAUCCAUACCUGAUUUCCUUUUCAUUGAUGACAAUCUGUUAGAAAUACACCAAGUUUGUUUUCAACAAAAGUUCGGUUUUUUUGAUAUAAAACUUGCAUUUGUUUUAUUAAAUAGGCUAACAUACAUAAGUUGAUGAGAAAUGUAAAGAAACAUUUGAACCACGUAAACCAAAGAAAAAUAAUUGUGUUCUAAAUCUAAAAUUGGACCUCAAUCAAAGGAAAAUGAAAGUCAUUCCUCAUGAAGCUGGAGCUUUUUAGUCUUUUUGGGAAGUUGCAUCAGAUUUAUAGUCCAAUAGGUCCUUGGCCUUGCAUAACUCUUCAACCAAGGCUUUGUUUUCCUAGCAUAGAUCCAUAUAGUUUUGCUUUAAGGUUUUGAAAUUCAUUUAUUCCUUUACUCGUUUAAUGUCUGCUAUACGGCGUUUUUUCCUCUGCUGGCGAACACUCUCUAGUUUGAAAUCAGCAAUUUCAAAUUGGUAAUACUCGUUUAAUUUAAAUAUAGGUAGUAAUUGGGCUGCAUGCUCAGUAGCAGUUACCAAUUCUUUUGAUUUUUGGCUCUUUAUUUUGGUUGUCGGAUCGUCUUAUGUGGUUGUUAGCUUUAUGGUUUCUACAUAUUGUUGUCGUCGUUCCUUAUAGUGUUGUUUAGUGGUGGUGACAAGCCAUACUGGUUGAUGAUAGUGGUUAAAAGAGUUAUGCAACUUAUUGUGAAUAGUUUUGUGGGAUUAUUCAUAGUUAAACUAUCAAAUGACAUGAGUUAGUUAAAUAACACAUCAUAUCUUUAUUUCUAAACAACGAAUAAUAGUUGACAAAUUAAUAAAUAUAAUCAAAUAAUAUAGCCUAUCAAUCAUGAUUUUUGUACGUAAUGACAAAUAUAAUUUUUCAUUCAAUCAAACAAUAGAGUCAUUUAAUCAUGAUUUUUCUACACAAUAUAAAUAUGUUUUUUCAUGUAAUAUUAUGGGGCAUUACCAAAGACCAAAAACUAAUUAGGUAUCAGACUAACUUACAUUUGGGUAAACAAAGUUCUUAAAUAUUCUAUCAAAUAAUGUUCGGCAAACAUAUUUAAUUUAAGUGAGAUACGACAUACUUGGAAUACUAUAAUUUAAAUUUUCUUUGACAUUACUUCUUGAUAGCAAGCCGAAAAAUAUAUCAGCUGAAGGAAAUGAAAUACCUUAUGAUGAAUCCAAAAGUGUGUUUAAUAUUCACCCAAAAUUCACGUAUCAAAGAGUCGCACUCAUAGAUUAAGCUGUGCAGACUAAAGUCUAUUCUCGGUUAAUUUCAUCACAAUAUUCUUAUAAUCAUCAACACUAAUGACUUGUCAAAAAACUUGCUGCUAAUGCGUCAGUUAUAAUUAAUAUAAUGAACCAUUAGAAUAGGGUAGGCAAGCCAACAACACAAAAGUAAAUAAAGUCAUAGUAUGUACCUAAAUAAUUCUCACAUUAUUCUCUACAUUAUAUUUCAUUUUAGAAGCAAGUCAAAAGCAUGUGGCAGCCGUCUGUAUAGAUUUUCACUCCAAUUUAAAUGCAGAAUCACAAAUAUGAUAGGUGAACCCUCUAAUAGAACACAUAGAAAGAGAGAAACCUAAAACCGGCAAGGAGACUGAAUACGAAAACAUAAAUCCCCCCUCGAAACCUUACAGUUCAUUAGAAAAGUGCAAAUGAAGUUAUGAUUAGUACUCCCCGACCUCCGUCUCAGAAUAAACCUCCACAUUGUUGUAUUUUGAUAGCUUGUAAAAGAAUUGUCUUUCUUUAGAAGUAAAAAUAUUAUUUUUCCCCUUUUAUCUUACCAUCAUAGAACCCGUUUCCUUCUUGUAUCAUAACAAUUAUCUUCCUUAACCUGUCUUCUUCUACUUUCAAUUAAUUUAUUUAUCCUCAACAACUAUUAUGAAAACACCUGCCAAGUCAACAAAGAAGUUUAUCACGGAACAGAGAGAGUAAUUUUAUAUAAAUGAUUGAAAAUAUCUAGCAUGAAAUUAGCUACAAUAAUCAACUUAGACAAUACCUAGCUACUUAUUGUAAGAGACCAAAAAUAAAUAGUUAAAUACUCAUUAAAAAGUAAAAAAUUAACUUUACAUCAUAUCAAAUUAACGGCAGUGUCAUCAAUGAUCAGUCAUCACCAUCGCACAACCCCCAUUAACCCAACCCAAAUAUGAAAAAUAGGAAAGCAGAUGGAGGGAAGGCAUAGAACCUCUAAGAAAUAACAUGUGAAAGAUAUUAUUGAGCUGCUCCAAUCAGAAAGGAAAACCAAUACAAAUAUAUACCUUGUCGUGCACCAAUCACAAUAUAAAAUUUACAAAAAAGAACGUAAAUAGAAACAUGAAUCACCAGUCGUUAGUCCAAAACCUACUUCAACAUUUUCAAGUUAGAAGCUACCACGAGUUAAAGAGACCAUGAUCUAACCCAUUGGGGAGAGGGAUCACAUAAUAAACAACUGAGAACUUCAUCGUUUACUAUUAAUAUUUUCCCCUUUCAAUCGGAAGCUAACCAUUUAGAUAGUUACACUAAUGUAUCUAAAAACUUACCUUUAUGAAAGAAAAAAAAACUUAACUAACUAUCGAAAUCUUAUUAACUCCGUGCCUUGCUGACUUAAGUUCACAAUGAUAGAAAUGUAGAGUCCACAUAAUCUGAACCACCCCAGUGAAUUUAAGAAGAAUGAAUUUCUAAUAAAAAGGAAUCCUCGACUUUGAAGUAAAAUGCAGGUUUUUGUAGUCUAGACUGUCACUCAGUUUCUAAAUUGUUGAUUUGGAUUCCUAGAAUCAAAUGCAAAAAGGCUGACUAACCUGUUAGACAUUUCUAUUUUUCCAUUUUUUGUCCUUUCUAAUUUUUCGUUUCCAUUAUUUCCGAAUCUUAAAGGGAACCUUGUAGAGCACUAAGCCAACCAACUUGAUGUUGGAAAAAGUAAGAUCAGAAACUUUCGCUUGCACUUGCAAGCAUAGGGAUACUUGCUUGGUCAUGAUUAAACAGGUUGGCUGCAUUAUGUGACAGAGGACCAGUUCACAUGAACAAACACUGAAUACAGUGACACGGGCAGAUCCUCUCCUUUUUCAAGGCUCUUAGUACUUAAACAUGGAGUUGAGAUUUUAUUGUCACAUGCUUCAUGUUUCUUGGUUACAAAACCAGGACUGUAGGGAAGACUGCAAUGGUACCAACAACCUUUCACUUAAUUGCAUAAAAUAGGCAGAUCAUUCCAACAAAAUGCCACGUGUGUUGCCCAAACUUGUAAACACAGUUUUUACUUUUUGUUCUCUCAUAAUAAUAUUCAAGGGCUUUACUGCAUGGUAUAUUAGUAUAUAGUGCAACUCUUGCUAUAAACAAUCCUGUACUAUCUCUCCAUUCAUCUCUCCCACCUCACCAUUGCCACAGAAGAAUCUUAGCAAUCGAAGUUUUUGAAAAAAGUUGCCAAUAAAUUAAACAUACUUUUCUUUCUCUUUUUAACUAAAUUUUUUCAUGGCAUAUUAAUGGAUCUUUUCUUUUCUGGAAAAUUGUCCCCAUCAAAGUAUAUGCUUUAAUUCAGUAUUCCACUUCCAUUAUUCUCUACACUAAUCUUUGACCAUGAUCUCAUAAUUUUUCUUUAUGCUGAUAUUGCUAUAUUUGAUCCCUUACUCACCUAUGCACUUUCUUUUUGUGACAAUAUUCCCAGCUCUCCUUUCUUUUUGAAGUUUAUGAUAUAUAUAUUAUACUUGAUAAAUCAGCUGGGUUUUUUUUUUGUUUCUGUUUGAGCUCAAUUAUUUAGCAGCCCAAUUAAGGAAUGAAGGGCCUCCUAAGAUCCAGCAAAGCUUGUAGCGGUGGGUCCCACCAUUGAGUUGACCAAAUUAAAAGGCUAAUAUAAAGAUCCACCAGAGGGCUAAAAGGGUUAAUGGCCUCAAAAGGCAAUUUAGCCAUUAACCUCAUAAUAGCCCACUCAACUAAUACUCCACAACCGGAGAUUUCCAAACACUAUAAAUACCAGUUGCUUCAUCAAUGAACGUGUAUUGAAUUCUCACCUAACAAAACAGAGCAUCUCUCUCUAGACUUUCUCUCUCUAUCUCGAUCAGCAACUGGCUUGAGCGUCGAAGGGGCGAUCCCGGAACAACCCCCGGGGUAGUCUAACUUUGUUUUGCAGGAUUCUGGUGUACAUAAAACUAGUUCAAGUCAAUGCUCUUGGGGUUCACUCCUACUCAGAAUACAUUAGUAUCCUUAAUUUCUAGACAUAAACAAUUUGGCGCCGUUUGUGGGGAUAGCACAAGAAGUUACUUCGCCACUACACAACAUGAUUCACCCUAUUGCUACUCAGAAAAAAUCAUCUCAUUAUUACUCAGCAAUGGCCACAGCCAAGAGCACCCGCAACAAACAUCCUUCAGCACAUGCCUAGAGAUCUGAGCGGGCACCCUUAUCUUCCCACCAUAGGAGAUUCGAACGGGCAGCCUCACCUCCUUGUCGGUCUCCCACAGUCCUACCACGGACCCCAACCAGGAACCUUCCCAUGGAGAUCAUUCAUCCCCGUCCCAGCAGAUAUAUCAUGUCAAUUCUCAACCCCUGUUUGCAGCAGACAUCACCCUCAUAGCGUCUCAGCUUCAGCAAACUUUACAGCGCAGCAUAAUGAACAUGUUGACUGCCAUUCAGCAAGGACAAACUCAGCCUAACCUUCAUGUCCCCCCCGAACCAAGGGACCACGUCCUAGUGCGCUCUCAGUGGGAAGAACACAACCCACGAUCGGCCCGCUGUGAGCCUCACUGGCAAAGAUCGAGGUCCCAGAGCCUAGUCAACAUGACAGGGAAUGAUCGAGACGAGAGAUAGAUGAGUGCCACCCAUCCAAAGGGAGGUCGGCUCGCCAUGGAGAAGAAUCUCACAUCUCCAAAUCACCUAAAGGAGAUGUCGGAUGCAAGCUUAAGGACGCCCGACAUUUUCUUAACCAGAAGUGCCUCAGCCAGGGAUAUGAUGUCCGACACAUCCUCAACAAGAAAGCCACUCACCGAGAAGGGCAAAGUGACUCAGCCCACUCUAAAUCCUCUCGGCUUAACAGUGGAGCUCUCAAGUUCAUGGUCCCAUUCAGUCAGGAGAUCUUGGAAGCACCUACUCUAGGAAAACUCAAGACCCCCCUCAUCGAACCACUAGUGGAAAAAAACUUAUAAGUCACUUAGUAACAGAUUCGAUUUUACAAAAACCACAUCCCAAAAUCAUCCUUUAAAAUGGAGGGAAAGUUGGGAGUAAAAUCUGAUGCGGUCCUCUUGUGGACCGCACCAGAUUGAAAAACUGUUGCGGUUUUUCUGAAAUCUGAUGCGAUUUUGGGGACCGCAUCAGAAAAUGGGCUUUUUAAUCGCGCGUCCCAGCUCUCCCCCUUGUUCUCUCAUCCACCCAAUUUAAAUCACGCGACCCAAUUUCAUUAAAACACGCGAGGCCCAGCUCUCCCCUUGUUUUGUUAUUGUUUCUUUCACAUCCCUCAUAUUCCUUCAUCAUUUUAAUUUUUUCCCUCUCACCAGGAAAAUAAAUAGGGUUUCUCUUUCCCCAUAUUCCCUUCUCUGGUGCACACCAACGCCAAUUGCUGCUGCCAAAGCUUCGAUUCAAGUGUUUCUUGCAUUCAAAUUUCACCCCAUUCUAAACUGAAACAUGAGACGGUCCUUUUCGUUUGCAGCUUGAAGCUUCAACACAUCAGGGAUUAGAACAGCAGAUGCCUUCAUUCAAUUUGCCAUCUAAAAUUCUUUGCAAAGUGGCUAAUAUUGAAGAAAGGAGUCCAGCUAGCUGAGUUUAGUUACUAAUAGAAUAUAGCUGUUAGUAUUAAAAGCCCACUGUGUUAGUGGCCCAAACUCUCUUGUUUUUCAGUCUGUUGUUUAGGCUGGUGGCCUCAGGUUGUUUGUCCUUUUGUGUGACACUUAUCGAGGGUUUUGUGUAGCCUACAAGGCACUACUUUCUAGGUUGAUGCACCGGAUAUAAAAUGCUGCAUUCAUGUCCAAAAAGGCAUGAGAGAAUGAAUGAAAAAACCCAAACCUGAAAGUGAGAAAAUGUUUCUUGUUUAUGAGCAGCAACAACAGCUAAAACAAAUGAAAGAAUUCAUUUGUCGUCAUGGUAUCAGAGCUUGAAGUUCGUUACUCUUAAAGAGACAUUUUUUAUUUUCAGUUUGUUUCAUUGAUUGCUAAAAAAAAAGGUGUCAUGUGUGUAUUUAUUUCAUGCAGUAGAUUCCUAAAGUUGCAAACUUUUCUUAAAAGGUCUAAAUCAAUCCAUCUCGUGUCUUGCUUUCUCCUGUUGUGUGUAUGACCAGAAGAAAAAACAAAAACGAAACAAUGACAUCUUCUUCCCUAGAUGUAACCGGUCCCCUUUACCUUCAUCCCUCUGAGAAUAGCAACUCCAUUAAUGUAGAAAAACUCCAAGGUCCCUCCAACUACAGAGCUUAGAGGAGAUCAUUUGAGAUAUCUCUAGCCUCAAAAAGAAAGUUAGGCUUCAUUACAGGAGUUGUUAAGAGAGAUGGAACUGACAAGGUAAAGCAAGAUCACUAGGAUACCUGUAACAACAUGGUUAUAUCAUGGUUGUUAGGAAACAUGAGUGAACAGAUCAAGAGGUGUGUGAUGUUUGUGACCAACUGUGGUCAAAUUUGGAGGGAACUGGAGCAAAGGUACUCUGUCACUAAUGGUUCCAGGAAGUACAAAAUCAGUAAGGAGAUCUAUGAAACCAAGCAGAAUGGAACGCUAGUUUCAGAAUAUUACACUGAUAUGAAAACCUUGUGGGAAGAGCUGGAGAAUUCGAUGAACUUCCCCCCUAUUACAGAGACUACGCCUGAAGUGACAACUUUUGUGGAAGCUUUAAACAAAGAGCAAGAGGAACAAAAGUUGUUCCAGUUCCUAAAUGGACUGGAUGAGUCCUAUGGAACAGUGAGAAGCAACCUCCUGAUGCUUACACCUCUGCCUUCAGUUGACAGUGCCUGUUGCACUCUUUCCCAAGAAGAAUCUCAGAGGGAUCUUCACAAACCACUUAAAGAAGAAAGUGAUAUGAUUCCAAUGUUUAGUACAAGCAAUGAGAACACUUGUACAACUUGUGGAAAGAUAGGUCACACUGUUGAUAAGUGUUGGACCAUUGUGGGGUAUCCACCUAGGCACCCCAAACAUCAGAGAGAUCAAAAAGGGAAAGGUAAGGAGUAUUACUCUAAGAAAUCUGGUAACUACAACAACAAAGGUUAUCAGAAGUGGAAUAAGGGAAGUAGUGAUCAAAAGGUGAAAAUGGCAGCUAAUGUGAGAAGUGAAGGAGCAUCCACUGUGGGUUCAUCUAGUUCUGUCAACACAGGACAAAUUGAAAAAUUGUUGAAGAUGCUGCUCACUUUAGGAAAUGAGAAUGAACGAGGGUCAGAUGAUGAAAUGGACCUUGCUUACUCUAAUAUGGUGAGUUGUUACUAUGCAAAAAUUAAAGAAAACAAGUGGAUAAUUGACACUGGUGCAUGACAUCACAUGACUGGAGAUUUGAGUCGUCUUGUGAAUAUGAGAAGAUGUAAGAGUGAGGCAAAAAUUAACCUACCUACUAGUGAAACAUCUAAAAUCACUCAUGUGGGAGAUGCUGUAUUGAAGAACAACUUGGUGCUGAGAAAUGUGCUAUAUGUUCCUACAUUUAAACACAACCUCCUCUCUCUGAGGAAACUAUCUCACAAUGGUGAAUGAAAAGCCAUUUUUCACUCGAAUUUUGCAUAAUUCAUAACAACAAGAAUCAAGAGUUAGUGGGAGUAAGGAAGGUGAUGAAAGGCCUAUACUAUCUUAUUGAUGAACCAGUGAUUGAUAUUCUACAGAACAUAAGAGGCAGAUUGCUCACAGAGGGAGAUAGCAGUACAUGUCAUGCUCUCAAUGCAACACAACUUGAUGUUCCAGCUAGUAUUGAUCAGGGAAGGAAAACAAGUGACACUUUCUUAUGGCACAUGAGGUUAGGACAUGCACCUCUGAGAAUGAUCUCUCAAAUAGAUAGCCUAAAGGGGUUUAUCAAAUAUGAGUGUGAUACAUGUGUGGUGUGUCCCUUGGCUAAGUUCACUAGACUUUCUUUUCCUAUAAGUGUUUCAAGGGCUAGUGCAGCAUUUGAGAUGAUCCAUAUUGACACAUGGGGCCCCUAUAGGGUGAAUUCUAAGAAUCACCAGAGAUUCUUCCUUACUGUGGUUGAUGACCACACAAGGAUGACUUGGAUUCAUCCGAUGAGAAACAAAUCAGAUGCAUAUGAUGCUUUGGCUACAUUUGUUCAGAUGGCCAAGACUCAGUUUGAUAAAAGGGUGAAGGUGGUGAGAUCUGAUAAUGCAGUUGAGCUAGAUGACAAGCACUACAAGCAUAUGUUUGAUAAGCUAGGGAUAGUGCACCAAACCUCAUGUGUAGACACACCUGAACAGAAUGGAAGGGUGGAAAGGAGACACAGAAACUUGUUAGAAAUGGCUAGGGCCUUGAAGCUGCAAGCAGGGGUGCCAGCUCAAUUGCGGGGAGACUGUGUGCUUGCUGCUGCACACAUAACCAACAGACUUCCUACAACUGUCCUUGAGAAUGUCUCUCCAUAUAAGGUACUCUAUGAAACUAAACCAAACUAUAACUUGCUGAAAACAUUUGGAUGUUUUGUUAUUGCUUAUAACCCUGACAAAAGUGGUUACAAAUUGAAUGUUAGAGGAGUACCCUGCAUUUUCUUAGGAUAUCCAACCUCUCAAAAGGGCUACAGAGUGUAUAAUUUGUUAAACAAUACCACAUUUGUUACAAGACACACCAAAUUUUAUGAACACUUGUUCCCAUAUCAAGUGUUCAAACAAUCUGCUAAGCCUAUAGUCCAUUGUAGAAACCAGACUACUAGAGAGUGGUAUGAUACUGAGAUAGCUGCUAAUCCACACACCCAAACACUCAGUGAUCCUCAAGAGGCUGAGGGUGAAAGAUCCAAUGACCAAACUGACCAAGAUGACAGUGAGAUUGUACCUGAUACCAGCAUCCAACCUACAAUAGAAACUAGAAAAUCUUCUAGGACUCACAAACCACCCUCAUGGUUGAGUGACUACAAGACUAACCUAGCUUAUACUGAAGCACGAAAAAGGGCUGAAAAAACUAUGAACAUCCCAACAAGCAAACAAUUUUGGUGUUUUGCUGCUAGAAUUGCAAAACAUAGUGACAAUAUUCACUAUUAAAAAGCAGUGAAAGAUCCUAGGUGGGUCAGGGCAAUGAAUAAAGAGUUGGAGGCCCUUGAACUGAACAAAACCUGGGAUAUUACCACACUGCCACCAGGAAAAAUUGCCAUAGGAUGCAAGUGGGUGUACAAGAACAAAUACAACCCAGAUGGUACCUUAGAAAGACACAAAGCUAGGUUGGUGGUGUUGGGAAAUAAGUAAAACUAUGGGCUAGAUUAUGCAGAGACUUUUGCCCCUGUAGCAAAGUUAACAGCAGUGAGAUCUCUCUUUGCUAUUGGUGCUAUGCAAGAUUGGUUUAUACACCAAAUGGAUGUUAAGAAUGUAUUUUUGCAUGGUGACUUGCAAGAAACUGUAUACAUGAAGUUGCCACAAGGUUACAAGUGUGAAGGAGACAGAAUUGCAGUGCAAGAGUGGGAAGAAGAAAGCAAGGUUAAGACCAGCACACCUCAGAGAGUUUGCAAACCCAAAAAAUCUCUCUAUGGGUUCAAGCAAGCCCCUAUACAGUGGUUUGCAAAACUCAGUUCAGCCUUGAAGGAAAAUGGGUUUAUUCAAUCUAGAUCUGAUUACUCUUUGUCCACAAAGAGAGAGGGUGAUGUUUUUUCUGCAAUAUUGGUAUAUGUAGAUGACCUUAUCAUUGCAAUAAACAAUGAAGGUGCUAUAGAUGAUGCUAAGGUCUUUCUCUCCACUCAUUUUCAUAUGAAAGACAUGGGGGUAGUGAGCUACUUCCUAGGGAUACAAGUGGAUAGAACUCCUACAGGGAUUUUCUUAUCUCAAAGAAAGUAUGUGCAAGACUUGCUGAAAGAGUACAAUCUUGAAAAAUGCAGAACUCUCAAGCUCCCUAUGGAUGCUCAUGUUAAACUCACCCCAGAAACAGGAACUCCUUUUCAGACUCCUGAAAUCACUAGUAGAAAAAGGAAGAUUUGCGUCCCCCCAUUUGCGUCGCACAGACACGAAAACGACGCACAAUUCGAAUUUGCGUCGAAUUUGGGAAGCUGUGCGACGCAAAUCACUGUUAUGUGCAUCGCACCCUCCUCUCAUGCGACGCACAUUGCUAAUUUGCGUCGCAUGAGAGGUGUGUGCGACGCACAACAUGGGUAUAAUGUACGUCGUACUAUCGUGUGUGUGCAACACAUAUCAGAAUUAAAUAAGUUUGGGCUUUGAUUUGCGUCGUAUGGGCCAUAUCACACGACGCAGACACGGGUUACCCAUAUUUAAAAGAAGCGCACGUUAGGAUUUAGCUUACAACCAUUUCAGCCGUUUUCCUUCUAUCUCCUUCUCUCUCCUUCUCUCUCCUUCAUCUCUCUCACUGUCAUUCAAACCUCCAUCCAUCUCUCCUUCGCAUCUCUACUUCGAAUCUCUACUUCGCGCAUCUCUACUUCGAAUCUCUACUUUGCGCAUCUCUACUUCGAAUCAUUUUCUCACUUUCAUCUGUCAUCCAUCUCUUUUGCAUCUGUUUUGCGGCGAACCUCCGUUCAUGCUCAGGCUUUGGGAUCUCUUUCCUCUCUCUCUCUCGAUACUCGAAAUAUACACGAUGUUCAUGCUCAGAUUUCUCGAUUCUUAAGUAUUUUUAGUUCUCAUUUAUUCUGAAUUUCUUUGUUUUGCCAUAUUUAUGUUUAUUUUUGCGAUUUGAAGAACGAGAUUUGAAGAAAGAGAUUGAAGAACAAGAUUUGAAGAAAGAGAUUGAAGAACGAGAUUUGAAGUACGAAAUUUGAAGAAGAACGAGAAUUUGGCGAUUUGUAUAUAUUUUUUUUUGAGGGGUGGCGAUUCUUAUUUUUUAUAAAAUAUAUUUAGUGAAAUUUCUCUAUGUUAGAUCUAUUUUUUUUUUGUAGGUUUAGUUUUUUAAUUUCGUGUUUUGUUGUAUGUUAGAUCUGAUUUUUUAAUUUUUUAUAUUUGUUUAGAUUUUUUCGUUUAAUUUUUGGCGAUUAGAACGUAAUUUCGUUUAGAUUUUGUCGUUUAAUUUUUGGCGAUUAUUAUCAUUUGUUGUAUGUUAGAUCUGGUUUUUUGAUAUGAGAUUUGUCUUGUUUAAUUAUCAUCAUUUGUUGUAUGUUAGAUCUGGUUUUUGAUAUGAGAUAUGUUUCUUUUUCCUCCUACGCAGUAUUAAAGCAUUCAUUCUUUGGUACUGCGUUUUUUUAUUUUUCACAUGAUGGCAUUUGCGUCGCACCGUGUAUACGGUGCGACGCAAAUAGCUAAUAUAUCUGCGUCGUUCACCAUAAGACGCAGAUCAUGUCUGGGCUAUCUGCGUCUAGGCCUUUGGCGUCGCACCCGUGUCCGACGCAAAUGGGCGCCUCAGAUCCGACGCAAAUCGCCGUUUCUGUACUAGUGAAUAUAUCAGAGAUUAAUUGGCAAAUUAAUCUACUUGACUAUAACAAGACCUGAUAUAGCUUUCACUGUCCAUGUAUUGAGCAAGUUCAUGCAUUGCCCCACUUCAGCUCACUACCAGGCAGGUCUGAGGGUGCUAAUAUAUCUAGCAGGCUCUACUCAUCAAGUAAUUCUUUUGGCAAGUCAAUCCACAACCUAGCUCACUGCCUAUUGUGAUAGUGACUGGGCAGGUUGCUCAUCUACAAGGAGAUCCACAUCUGGGUUCUGUAUCCUACUUGGUGAAUCUCCUGUGUCUUGGAAGUCAAAAAGACAGUGAGUUGUUGCUAGGUCUACUGCUGAGGCAGGAUAUAGCUUUUGAAAGACUUAGGAAUCAAGGACAUUGGUUCUAUUGUUGUGAACUGUGACAAUCAAGCAACAUUAGCUAUAGCAGCUAACCCUGUGCACCAUGAAAAAACAAAGCACGUUGACAUUGAUUGUCACUUUAUAAGAGAUAAAGCCACUGAGGGGAUUAUCACACCUGUCCAUGUCUCAAGCAAGCAUCAAUUGGCUUACAUUUUCACCAAGAUACUCAACACUGAUCAACAUCAGUUUCUUCUUCACAAGUUGGGAGUUUGUUCAAAUCCUGCACUCACAGCUUGAGAGGGAGUAUUGAAGAAAGGAGUUCAGCUAGCUGAGUUUAGUUACUAAUAGAAUAUAGCUGUUAAUAUUAAAAGCCCACUGUGUUAGUGGCCCAAACUCUCUUGUUUUUCAGUCUGUUGUUUAGGCUGGUGGCCUCAGGUUGUUUGUCCUUUUGUGUGACACUUAUCUAGGGUUUUGUGUAGCCUACAAGGCACUACUUUCUAGGUUGAUGCACCUGAUAUAAAAGGCUGCAUUCAUGUCCAAAAAGGCAUGAGAGAAUGAAUGAAAAAACCUAAAGCUGAAAGUGAGAAAAUGUUUCUUGUUUAUGAGCAGCAACAACAGCUAAGAAAAAUGAAAGAAUUCAUUUGUCUUCAGCUAAUAUUGAUCUACGGAUGAAGUUUAUGCUCAGAUAACUCUGGUUCCUGGAAGAGAUCAAACUGAAGCUACAAAUCCCGACGCUCCAGUGCCUGAUCUUCCAAGGUGCAACUUGCAUUCAUUUUGCAAGACACUAACAACUUCUGAUACUAGCACACAUGGUGGAUUCUCUGUGCUUCGCAGGCAUGCAGAUGAUUUCUUAACCCCCUGGUGAGGCUUGACUGCUUAACUUAGUUAAGUGUUUUCAGGAAAGUAGGUUUGAUAUAAGAAAUCAAGGAAGUGAGGGGAAUAUCAAUCUUUUUCUUACUAAUACUUCCUCUAUACUUAAAUUAUUCACUAUUUAACUUUUAUGAUAUCUAACGACUUUGACCAUUAAUAUCACUAAUUGCAUGUGAUUAAACUUAAUAAUUAUUAAUAUAUUGAUGCUAUUCAUUGAUGUGAUGUUAAGAAGAGUUGAAGCAUAAGAUUUUGAUAUUAAUAAUGGUGAGAAAAUAUGAUCAAAGAUUUAUGAGUUUGACGAUAAAUGUCAAUCAAUACAAUUUAUAGAGGUUGAGGGAGUAGUAUGCUUGAAAAGAAUUGCGCUUUCCUCUAUUUUAUUCAUGUUUAACUACUUCGCAUGAUGUCUCAACAACCACCUUGGUAGGAGCUUGUUGCUACAGAUCUUCAUAGCAAUGAGUGGCAUUUUCGUCAUAUUUUUCGAGGUGAGCAGACCUGUAUGUAGACAAGAGCGAUGUAUACCAACUAUGUUCAUGCAUGUGAUGAAAUAACCAAGGUUUUCAUUUGAUUGUUUUAAAGUAAUGCUUGUAUACAGAGUAAAGCUCCCUGUAAAUUUUUUAGAUGCAGACAAUUUACAUUCCUUAUGCUCCUCUUUUUAUUUGUUGGAUCAAACUGUUAUGUAAAAUAUUAGAGUCGGAGAUGCGGGGAACAAGGGAUACCCUUUAAGAGUCCGAUUUGAGCAAAUAUCUUUGUAGUAUCUUCUAUGUUUACUUAAUA
Beta vulgaris subsp. vulgaris (sugar beet) is the source of this 13991-nucleotide messenger RNA. Its product is annotated as retrovirus-related Pol polyprotein from transposon RE1. The coding region runs from base 8205 to 9686 and encodes 493 amino acids. The record is from RefSeq and is a predicted model, not a curated record. The transcript is spliced from 5 exons. Lineage: Eukaryota; Viridiplantae; Streptophyta; Magnoliopsida; Caryophyllales; Amaranthaceae. Gene Ontology annotation, biological process: DNA integration. Gene Ontology annotation, molecular function: nucleic acid binding.